GUUUCUCAUGUUACACGCACAAGAUGUUGGUGUGUGAGCCGUGCAGUGUCUAUGUGGAGCGAACCUCCCACAGAUCUUCAAUGGACAUUAAAUAUGGAAUAAUGAGACACAGGUCAAGAAACUUGCCCAAGUUCAGACAAGACCCUCGGAGAAGGUCAGGUAAGCUUUCUGAGACCACACAGCAAGCGAGUGGCGCAGCAAGUACUGAAGCCGAUGUUUGCCUCCCCCUCUCCUGCCAAGAAGAACUGCCAGGGGUCCCUGAGGAAGCAGAAGAUGGGGAAGAGGGAAGGGAGCAGGCUGCGUCUGCGCGCGUGCCGGGAAGUGGGGGCUUCUGGGGCUGCAGGGUCGCCAUAGCGGGUGUGAUGCAAUCACGCCCGUCGCUGCGUCAAAGGGCGGCUCCAGGGAUGCGGGGACUGCGGUAGAGUUGGUCCCCACCGCCGCCCACCUCGCCCCUGCCGCCCACCGCGGCCCACCCGGCAGGCAACCGCUGCCGCUAAGCUUCGUCCAGCGUCAGGCCCACCGCCCCGGAGCCACCAGCGACCCUGACAACCGCCCCCAGGUACCGGCGGUCCCUGACAACCACUCCGAGCCACCGGUAACCCCUGACAACCGCCGCCAGCCCCCCUCCCCGCCCCCUCCCCGGGCGCCCGGGGCGCGCCAUGAAGUCGGCGGUGAGCGCGCGCGGUGGGGUGUCCGGCGGCCGCGGGGGCGGCUGCUGGGGCGGGGGGCGAGGAGGCGGAGGAGGAGGCGGGGGCAAAGGAGCAGGAGGCGAUGGCGGCGGCCCGGGGGGCAAGGGCGGCUUCGGAGCGCGGACGCGCGGCUUCGGAGGCGGCAGGGGCCGGGGGCGCGGUGGCGGAGACGGCAGGGACCGCGGAGGCGGCGGGCAGCGGCGUGGCGUGGCCAAGAGCAAGAACCGCCGCAGGAAGGGCGUCACCACGGUAUCCGUGGAACCGCACCGGCACGAGGGGGUCUUCAUCUACCGCGGGGCGGAGGACGCUCUGGUCACACUGAACAUGGUGCCCGGCCAGUCGGUGUACGGCGAGCGGCGGGUCACGGUGACCGAGGGCGGCGUGAAACAGGAGUAUCGCACGUGGAACCCCUUCCGCUCCAAGCUGGCCGCGGCCAUACUGGGCGGGGUCGACCAGAUUCACAUCAAGCCCAAGUCCAAAGUGCUGUACCUCGGGGCCGCCUCGGGGACCACCGUCUCCCACGUCUCCGACAUCAUCGGCCCUGAUGGCCUAGUCUACGCGGUCGAGUUCUCCCACCGCGCCGGCCGCGAUCUGGUCAACGUGGCCAAGAAGAGAACCAACAUCAUCCCAGUCCUCGAAGACGCCCGGCACCCCCUCAAGUACCGCAUGCUCAUCGGGAUGGUGGACGUGAUCUUUGCCGAUGUGGCCCAGCCAGACCAGUCCCGCAUCGUGGCUCUGAAUGCCCACACCUUCCUGCGCAAUGGGGGCCACUUCCUCAUUUCCAUCAAGGCCAAUUGCAUCGACUCCACCGCCUCGGCAGAGGCGGUGUUUGCUUCUGAGGUGAGGAAGUUGCAGCAGGAGAAUUUGAAGCCUCAAGAGCAGCUGACCCUGGAGCCCUAUGAGAGGGACCACGCUGUGGUUGUCGGGGUCUAUCGGCCCCUUCCCAAGAGCGCCAACAAGUAGCAACCCAGCUCGGGCUGUCCCUGAGAUAAUGCCUAAGACUGUGCUGUGUUCGGUGUUACUAUAUGUGUGUUUUCUUUGUGCACCACUUUUCUAUUAAAUGGCAUAAAGAAACAGUACCCAGGUGUAUCAGUGAGGCCAGACUCAGUUAUCCCCAAAUCUC
Kogia breviceps (pygmy sperm whale) is the source of this 1812-nucleotide messenger RNA. It is a transcript of the gene FBLL1, whose product is annotated as fibrillarin like 1. Gene Ontology annotation, cellular component: nucleolus; small-subunit processome; Cajal body. Gene Ontology annotation, molecular function: rRNA methyltransferase activity; histone H2AQ104 methyltransferase activity; RNA binding. NCBI's taxonomy places the organism in Eukaryota, Metazoa, Chordata, Mammalia, Artiodactyla, Physeteridae. The record is from RefSeq and is a predicted model, not a curated record. Gene Ontology annotation, biological process: box C/D sno(s)RNA 3'-end processing; rRNA methylation.